Messenger RNA from Fopius arisanus, 1226 nucleotides. Its product is annotated as DISCO Interacting Protein 1. The coding region runs from base 60 to 1046 and encodes 328 amino acids. Gene Ontology annotation, cellular component: cytoplasm; RISC complex; nucleus. Gene Ontology annotation, molecular function: siRNA binding; double-stranded RNA binding. The record is from RefSeq and is a predicted model, not a curated record. Gene Ontology annotation, biological process: siRNA processing; regulation of regulatory ncRNA processing. Lineage: Eukaryota; Metazoa; Arthropoda; Insecta; Hymenoptera; Braconidae. The transcript is spliced from 3 exons.
ACCAGGGGAGCCAAGGGAGUCAAGGGAAUCAAGGGAAUCAGGGGAAUCCAGAGAAUCCCAUGGACUACGACGACGUCAUGCCCGAGGGUGACGGAUUCUCAGAGACCAGUGAUCAGCCAAAAUGGAGACGUGCUAAACUGCAGGGUACCAAAGUGAACAGGAAAUUGAAACGCCUGAGGAUGAAUCAACGUCUGAGGAAGACCCUGAUGCCGAAGAACGCGAUAAUGGUUCUGAAUGAGAUGAAAGCUGGUGUCCAGUUCACCUUCCCGGAGACCCAGUCAAUCCCCAAUUCCCUUUUUCUUGUCCAUGCCGAGCUGGAUGGUAAGACGUACGUUGGUCAGGGUCUCUCCAAGCCCCUGGCACGUCAGAAUGCUGCUGAGAAUGCCCUGAAGUGUCUCCUCCUCGAGAAAAUGACAGCAGCUGCCAACAAAGCUCGCACUGACGCUGAGAAUGACUCCCAGGGAGCUGUCGAAUCAGCUGAUACCACCAAAGAGGGUGUCUCAGCAGAGGGUGUUGCUGCUGCUGCUGUUGCUGCUGCUGAGGGUGGACAGGCCCAAGAAUCAACAGCUACUCCAAUGAGUGUUGAUGAGACUGAUGAGAUACCCUGGAGUUCACUCGCUAGUUUUGCACUUUACAAAUUAUUCUUGGAGUGGCAGAAUCAGGGAACUGUUGUACCUAUUCCACGACCUGGAACUCAGACACCACCCAAAAUCAGGGCUGAAUCAAAACCACCGACGGAGAGAGUUCUACCUGAGAAUGCACUCUCUGUUCAUCCUGUUAUGCUUCUCAAUCAGAUGAAACCUGGAAUUACUUACGUCGAGGUCAGCAGAUCUGGAAAUCCGCCACACACUAUGUUCACACUUUCCGUUGAGAUCGACGAGAAAGUAUUCACUGGCUCUGCGAAAAACAAGAGGGACGCGAAGAAAAUAGCAGCGAAGGCAGCCCUGAAGGCCCUGUACAAUCUCGAAUACCCGGAGGAAAUAAAACCCGAACCCGUAGAGCCGAUGCAGGUGACAGAGGCGAUGCUCCAGCAGCCCCUCCAAUAGAUUGACACAAUUCUUUUCACAAUUACCGAGUAUCAAUCAUUCGAUAUUUCAUGACUUUAGUUCGUGUUAAUCCUGACGUUUCGUCAAUUUCGUUCGUAAUUUAAUGACUAUUUUAUCAAUAUGUAAUGAAUGUCGUAUUGAAACCCUUGGAUUAAUAAAUAAAUUACGCAAAGAAGACAA